AUGGCUCGGGCAGGAGGAAUAACAAACGCAGUGAACGUUGGGAUAGCGGUCCAGGCUGAUUGGGAAAACCGCGAAUUCAUCUCCCACAUUUCUCUCAAUGUUCGCCGCCUCUUCGAUUUCCUUGUCCAAUUCGAGGCUACAACAAAGAGCAAAUUGGCAUCACUGAAUGAGAAGCUUGAUGUAUUAGAACGAAAGCUAGAACUUCUUGAAGUUCAAGUGGGUACUGCAUCAGCCAACCCUUCUCUUUUUGCUCGUGAUGCUUAG
Molecule: messenger RNA, 264 nt
Organism: Prunus armeniaca (apricot)
Lineage: Eukaryota; Viridiplantae; Streptophyta; Magnoliopsida; Rosales; Rosaceae
Source: the annotation of a GenBank genome assembly